AUGAUGAUGAAGCGGGAGCAGGCGGCGCUUGAAAAGUAUAAUGUACUUACCAACGUCGGAACGGUCGACCCCGCCACCGCUGAAGGUCGCAGAAAGCUUAGUUUGACGGCGAGGUUGUGCUGUCAAGGCGAACCCAAGCCCAACGGCGAAGAGCGGUACCGGAUCACCAUCGAACCAGGAACUCAGCCUCGACUGACGAUAGACAACACUCCGUUCCCCUUGUUUGACAGAAACAUGAUGCGGUUUGUCCUCAGCUACGCGGUCGACCACCAGUUUCACAUCCACCAUUUGGAGAUUGAGGACGGGUUGAAACACCCUGAUAUUGACGCUGAAUUGUAUGUUUACUAUAGCGACUAUGCUUACUAUAACGACUUUAUUAGCCCUUUGCGCCCUGAGGUGGUGGAAACUGGGCCGGUAGCUCUUGUCAGAGUCAAUAAAGCCAUCUUUGGCUUGGCUCAGUCCGAACGCCUCUGGUACGAGUAUUUCGCCAGAUACCUUGACAAAAUUGGUCUUGAAACAACUGACGCCGCUACGGGAGUGUUUAUCUAUUACAGCCAGGGUGCUACCAAGUUGAUUGUGGGCAUUCACGGCACUCAGCUAUUUGUAGCUGCUAAAGACAGUGCCAGCUAUACUUGGUUUGUCGACCAAUUGAAGAAGCAGGGCUUUGACGUGGGCGAGUACGGACGCCCGAAACAGUUUAUGAGCAUUGAUUUCACCUACCCUAGCGAUGGCGUCAUCCAUCUUAGUGACCGCACGCGAGUGUCUAAUUUCAUUGGCGAGUUCGGCGUCGAUCCCUCGGUGGGAUCUCGGCUUGAGGCUCCCCUACCGGCCAAUUUCAACUGGUCCCGCUUCGAUGAUAAGCGCAAAUUGUGUGAGAAUAUGACUGCCGACGAGAUUGCUAAGGGUAAGAAGUGGAUGACAGAGAGGCUCGGCGCGUUGGCCGAGCUCGCCAAAAGCAGUCGCCACGACAUCGACGAAGUGGUGACGAAAUUAUCGUUAUUCAAGGACUACCCGCAUCUCCUUCUCCAGCGGAUGGUGCAGCGGGUGAUGCUCUACGUGGCGCAAACACCGGACUACGGCAUCGAUUUCAAGCCGAUAAACCGACGGCUGAAGUGGCUGCGUACGUUAAAUGCUAAAGUGGGCACGUUUGACGUCGCCGGCGUGGUGAUGGCCUCGGUGUACUCGGCGGGGAAGAUGUGGUGGAUGUGUGAACCAAUCGACGAAACCCAACCCGAGAUCGACACCCACGUCGCCAUACUUAUGGCCGCCAUGUCGUGGAUGAUGCGAUCUGCGGUGGUGUUGAAAUUCUUCGACACUGGCGAUGUCAACGCUACCCCUUCCAGCGACGGCCGGGUGAGGCUUACCAGCGGCGAUUUGAUUAAGAGUAUCAGUUUUGACGACUUUACCCUGUCGGACCCCAAGUGUGUGGAAAGAUUUAAUUUGAUUGUGAGGUCGUUCAAGGGGCUCCAAUGGAUCCUUCGUGACAUCGGUGAAUGA
Molecule: messenger RNA, 1497 nt
Organism: Diutina rugosa
Lineage: Eukaryota; Fungi; Ascomycota; Pichiomycetes; Serinales; Debaryomycetaceae
Exons: 1
Coding region: 1-1497 (498 amino acids)
Source: RefSeq, a predicted model, not a curated record